Rodentolepis nana is the source of this 309-nucleotide messenger RNA. The record is from the annotation of a GenBank genome assembly. Lineage: Eukaryota; Metazoa; Platyhelminthes; Cestoda; Cyclophyllidea; Hymenolepididae.
AUGACAUGUCUUCUGGUUGGGUUACUGGAUCACCUUCCUGAGGUUCCCUUGUUAAAAAUUUCAAUGGAACUUUUCCCACAGGACGUAGGUUCUUUCAUCGAAUCAGGAUUAGCCUGGCAUGACUCAGAUUCUCCAAUGGCCCAGAAGAUUCAUAGUCCAACAGUUCCAUUAGUUCCUCUUUCUCCACUGCAAAUCAAUUCAUCCUUCCUACAGCUCCAUCCUUUCCACCCUCUCCAUGUCACCUUCAUUGAUUUUGACGAUUGCAUCCAGGACCCAUGUUUUGGAAUGAAUAAUUGUCUAUGCAACUAA